Polychytrium aggregatum is the source of this 3521-nucleotide messenger RNA. RefSeq names its product adenylate kinase-domain-containing protein. NCBI's taxonomy places the organism in Eukaryota, Fungi, Chytridiomycota, Chytridiomycetes, Polychytriales. The transcript is spliced from 22 exons. Gene Ontology annotation, molecular function: ATP binding; AMP kinase activity; ATP hydrolysis activity. Gene Ontology annotation, cellular component: cytosol; cytoplasm. Gene Ontology annotation, biological process: pyrimidine nucleotide biosynthetic process; nucleoside triphosphate biosynthetic process; 'de novo' pyrimidine nucleobase biosynthetic process. The record is from RefSeq and is a predicted model, not a curated record. Bases 193 to 3156 code for a protein of 987 amino acids.
GAUAUCUAUGGGGGAGGGGCCGUGAGAGUGCAGGGAGAGGGUCUUUGAUUCACUUGAUAUUGUGUGUCGUCAGAACAAUGAUCCGCUCGUUUAGAACAAUACCGUGGCUGUCGGCCCUUCCGGCAAUCGAGAAUAGCCGCAGCCAGACCAAGCGGAGCGUGACCCAUAGCAGCAACAGGCGACGAAGGGGCGAUGUUCUCUGCAUUUCAAAGGCAGUUGGCUCUGGACGAAGGGGCUCACGAUAUCCCUUUCACUCCACCCACAAUGUGGUCCUUACAGCAAUUUGUUCAGAACGAAACAUAUCAAGAAGCACGCGACUACUUUGAGCGCAACCAAAUUAAUCAGCUUCUCGAGAGCAUCAUUACGGGUUUGACAUUUGCACAGCCGGACGACCCGCUGCUCUUCAUCGAAGAUUGCAUCAGCCGAAUCCGGGCAGAGAAGCUCCUAUCGGAGAAAUCGCGCAUUCGAUGGGAUCUGUUCAUUCCCGCCGAAGCGAAAGAGGAGCAGCUCCAGCGAGAACUCUCGCUCAGGUCCCUUCUUGAACAAGACCCUCUCAGGCCAACGCUCAACCGGAAGAAAUAUCGCAUUGCACCCCUUCCUCUGUUGCCAACAAAGAAGCCCAGCACAUCCAACGAUCUCCAGAGAGUCUCGACCCCAGCAGAUAUACGCAGUGCAAGCGUGGCUUUUGCAGCAGAUGCCAUCCCGGCCAAGGCUGUCCUGCCCGGAAUUCCACCCAACGGACAAUCCAGGCCUCGAGGCAAUAUCGUAUUCGUCCUCGGAGGUCCGGGAUCUGGAAAAGGAACCCAGUGCGUCAGACUAGCCCAAGAAUUCAAGUACGCUCACUUGUCUGCUGGGGAUUUGUUGCGGCAAGAAGUCUCCAGUAAUUCUCCAAUGGCCAAGGAAAUCGACUCAAUUAUGAAGGAGGGGAAGAUCGUGCCGAUGGAAAUCACGAUUCGGCUCCUCCGCCAGGCCAUGGAUGCCGCAAAAGACUGCCCUGGGUUUCUUAUCGAUGGCUUCCCGAGACAGCUCGACCAAGCCAAAGUGUUUGAAGAACAGAUUGCCGCAUGCAAACUUGUUCUGUUCUUUGAUUGCCCCGAGCCUGUCUUGGAGAAGCGCUUGUUGAAACGGGGAGAGACCAGCGGCCGAGCAGACGACAACAUCGAUACGAUCAAGAAACGCUUCAAGACCUUUGUCGAUACCAGCUAUCCUGUUAUCGAGUACUUCACCCGCCUCGGCAGGUGUGCCAAGAUUUCGUCCGAACCGCCAGUCGACCAAGUUUACGCCCAAGCCAGAAUGAAUCUUGUCGAGGGGCCGCUCAAUCAUCCGAACGUUAUAUUUGUGCUCGGUGGACCGGGAUCCGGAAAAGGAACACAAUGUGCCAUACUGGCCAAGCAGUUCAGACUCGCGCAUCUCAGCGCAGGUGAUUUAUUGCGGCAUGAAGUCGAGACGGGCUCGGUCGUUGGUCAGCAAGCCUCCGGUCUCAUGAAGGAAGGGAAGAUCGUACCAAUGGAAAUCACCAUUAGCUUGUUGAGGAAGGCCAUGAUUGAACAUUUUAAUACGAUUGGAUUUCUCAUAGAUGGUUUUCCGAGAGCUCUCGACCAAGCAAUUGAGUUUGAGCGAACAGUCGGACCAUGCAAAAAGGUCCUCUUCUACAACUGUCCACUCGAUGUGCUGGAGCAACGUCUCCUCGAGCGCGGCAAGACAAGCGGUCGUGCCGACGAUAACAUCGAUACAAUCAAAAAGCGCUUCGUUACCUUUGAGAACCAGAGCAUGCCUGUUGUGCAGCACUACGAAUCCGUUGGAAAGCUCGUAAAGAUUUCAUCAAUUCCGACGAUCGAUGAGGUGUACGAGUUCACCAAGAGGGCCCUCGCAGAUGUGCUCCCAAUCAACCACCCAAAUAUAGUGUUUGUGAUAGGAGGUCCUGGAUCCGGAAAAGGAACGCAGUGCUCCCGUUUGGCUCAAGAAUUUGGCCUCAUCCAUCUCUCAACGGGCGAUCUCCUGCGAGAGGAAGUCCAAAAGGGGUCGGAGACGGGCCUCAAGGCCGAUGCCAUAAUGAAAGAGGGCAAGAUGGUACCCAUGAGCCUCAUCCUCUCGUUGCUCCGGAACCGCAUUCAAGAGAACCAAACAGCGCCGGGGUUUUUAAUCGAUGGAUUCCCAAGAAGUAUGGAACAAGCAGUGGAGUUUGAGCGGAUGAUUGGCCGUGGCCGAGUUGCGCUCUCGUUCAGCUGUCCUCUCGAUGUCCUUGAGCGACGCUUACUGGAGCGCGGAAAGACAAGUGGCCGUGCAGAUGACAACAUCGACACAAUCAAAAAGCGGUUCAUCACCUUCCAGGAGGAAACCGUGCCGGUCAUGAAGUACUUCAAAGACGACAGACGCGUUGUGGAAAUCACGUCCGUUGGAACCAUAGACGAGGUGUACGAACAGGCCCGGACAUCGUUCUUAUUCAUGAAGCCUCCAGUUCAACACCCAAACAUUGUCUUUGUUCUUGGAGGUCCUGGGUCAGGAAAAGGUACCCAAUGUGAGAAGCUCGCGCGAGAGUUUCACCUUGAGCAUCUGAGCACCGGCGACCUGCUGAGGCGCGAACUCGAGAAAGGAACCGAGAUCGGAAAGCAGUCACAGGCGCUAAUGAAUGAGGGUAAAAUGGUUCCAAUGAGAACGAUCCUUACGCUCUUACGAAGCGCCAUUGAGUCGAGGAUGCAUAGCCCCGGAAUCUUGAUUGAUGGCUUUCCAAGAACAAUGGAGCAGCUGGAUGAGUUCGAGCGGACGAUUUGCAGAUGCAGGGCCGCUUUGUAUUAUCACUGUCCGCUCGACGUCCUUGAGUCCCGACUGCUUGAAAGAGGCAAGACCAGCGGCAGAUCCGAUGACAAUAUCGACACAAUCAAGAAGCGCUUCAAGACUUUUGAGACCGAGAGUAUGCCCGUGAUCCAGUUCUUUGAACGCGGCGGACGCCUUACCAAGAUUUUAUCGGAUAAAUCUAUUGACGAAGUCUAUGCCGAGUCGCGACGACUAUUUUCCCCUUUUAAUCCUCUCAACCAUCCAAAUUUGUGGUUUGUGUUGGGUAGGUUUCUGAUGCGCGCUGUGGGCGACCACCCCCAACGCUCGAGAGCUACCGAUCCGGUUGCACUCGUAUGCACUCGUGUCUCUCCUCCGCGAUAGGAGGCAACACUAUGCCCCCUUACAUCCGCACAACAGAAAUUACGUCGAUUCGAUAAAACACUAACAAAGUCAGAUGCGUGAUUCAGGUGGCCCGGGCUCAGGAAAAGGAACUCAGUGCGCAAAGCUAGCUGGUGACUUUGGAUAUGCACACAUCAGCGCCGGUGAUUUGCUCCGCGCAGAACUAGAUAAGGGGUCUGAGGUCGGAAAGAGAGCCGAGAGUCUUAUGAAAGAAGGAAAAAUAGUCCCAAUGGAAAUGAUCCUGAAUCUCCUCCGAGAUGCUAUUACGGCCAACUUCAAAUCACCUGGAGUGCUAAUCGGUGAGGCGCUGGAUAUAGAAAGGCCGGCUUCAUACACACCAGAGCUUG